Molecule: messenger RNA, 777 nt
Organism: Penicillium samsonianum
Lineage: Eukaryota; Fungi; Ascomycota; Eurotiomycetes; Eurotiales; Aspergillaceae
Exons: 1
Coding region: 1-777 (258 amino acids)
Source: RefSeq, a predicted model, not a curated record
AUGUUCGAGUUUAAUGAUAGCGCCCUCGAACAUGGCCGGCAGGAUAUCGAAGGAUUAUCUCCUUCGGUCAAAGCAUAUCGCUACAGUGGUAUGGACGAUUUCUGCAGGAUCAUCUCACUUGAGCAUGAUCGUCUCUAUCGUUCUUUCCGCAUUGGACGAAAGGCAAAAGCGCGGGCAAGUGGUGCAAGUUGGGAAGGGCGGAAAGACCAUUCGAUCACGCUGCCACAGGCGGAAGACACCCUUCAAUUCGGCUCGGCGCAAAAGCCAAUGCCCAUUCGCACUUUCCACGGCAGUAGCCUUGUAGAUGACUGUAAUCGUCAGAAUAUCCCUGGUGAGAGAGACAACACUAAGGAUACGCCAGACGAAGAUUAUAGCCUCGAGAAAGAAGACCACAGCGAACACCUUAUCUUCUAUAUUGAACCUACGACUUUCGAGCACGACUUCAUCAACUCGGAUCCUCCUGUUCGUACCAAUACAUUCUUCAAUCCGAAAACAAAGAUCCUUAUCGUCAAAAUGCUCGGCCCGGCGCACGAACAAGCCGCGAUGGCUUUCAACGACAUGCUUAUACUGGCCCUUGAGCCAAUGGGCCUGCAUAAAGCAAUUCACUCAUGGGGAAAAACAGUGAUGCUUGCCAUAGAUGGCACAAGGAAGCAGGCAGAUGGGGGUGGGGUCCACGAAGACCCCUCCCCAACGCUCCUAAGAGACCCACGGCUAUUUUGGAGGUCGCCAAUUCGGAGACUUACGCCAAGCUCCGCCGUGAUGCUCAGUACUGGAUAG